AAUUAAUAAAAAUAUUCAAAUUUUGUACUAUUAUUAUUUUUAUAAAUCAUUGUGAUUCUUAGUGCCUUAACCUAAGAUUCCCAAAAACAACAAUCCCGUUCCGACAUAAUUUAUGAGGGAAAACAGCGAAUGUGCCGCCUAUAAAAUAUUAGACUAUUGUUAAUGAGCUAUGAAUAUUGGAAGAAGCACAGUUAAAUUAGAGAGCAUAUGAACUUUUCCAGUGUUUUCCAAUUACGUAAUAACCGGCGAUAUAGAAAAUGUUCAGAGCUAGGCAGUUGUCACAUUUAUUAAAUACACUUUCCACACAGACGGUGUGCGCAAAUAAGUAUUUGGACAAACACCAGGCAGCUUCUUUAAGUAAAGUAAUAUCAACUAGCCGAUUUUAUAGUUCUAAAAGCGAUGGCCCGAAGGUAUGUGAUACGACAAAACCGAAACCCACCAGUCCUGAGCUCCAGUUGAAAGAUUGCAAACCAAUUGAUAUCAAUCCUUAUUAUCCCACCCGUCCUCUUGAUCAAGUUCCAUCCAUUAAAGAUUGCCCACAUAACUUGAUGUCAGACACACCACCACCAACAGCAGAUGAUUGUGAUGAUAGGUCUAACAAAUCAAGGUAUAGGGCACUUCUAUGGGGUCUAUUAUUUAGUGCUGUUACUUUAGGAGGUGCAUAUUAUGGUGGUUUGAUAAAACCAGCUGAGCCAAAAAGAGAAACAUGCAAACCAGUACCUAAAGAAAGCUCUAGAAAACCUGCAAGUUCAGCAUUGAUACCUAAAAAAGUUCCGUAUUUACUUAUUGGUGGCGGCACUGCUUCUUUUUCGGCCUUUAGAGCAAUAAAAUCGUCCGAACCAACUGCAAAGGUACUAGUGGUAACUGAAGAAAAUUACUAUCCGUAUAUGAGACCACCGCUGUCUAAAGAAAUUUGGUAUAACGACGAUUCGGAUUCAGCUAAAAAAUUGAUUUUCAAACAGUGGAAUGGUUCUGAAAGAAGUUUGUUUUAUGAGCCUGAUGACUUUUAUAUUGACUGUGAGAAUUUGAUGGACUCUGCCAAUGGUGGUGUUGCUGUGGCUAGAGGUUGGAAGAUAACUCACUUGGAUGUAAGAGCCAGGAAAGCCUAUUUGGAAGAUGGGGCUGCCAUUGAAUAUGACAAAUGUUUGAUAGCUACAGGAGCUAAAACGAAAAAGAUGCCCGUGUUUGAGACGGCAAUUGAAUACGACCAUCACGUUAAAGACCGCGUUAAGUAUUACAGAAAUAUUAAUGAUUUCGAGGAGGUGGACAAAGUUUUUAAGAAAUCGAAAUCGAUUGCUAUAAUUGGGGGUGGUUUUCUGGGUAGUGAACUUGCUUGUGCCUUGGCCCGAAAAGAAAAGGAUUCGAAGAGAGAGAUUUUCCAAAUUUUCCGUGAACCUGGCAAUAUGGGUAAAAUCCUUCCUGAAUAUUUAAGUUACUGGACGACAAAUAAAGUUAAUGCAGAAGGUGUUAACGUAAUGACAGCGACGGAAAUUAUCAGUGUCAGAAGCAGGGGUGAAAAGGGUAUAACUUUAAAUUUGAAUACCGGCAAAAGUUUGGAUGUGGAUUACGCUAUUGUGGCUAUUGGGGCUGAACCGAAUACUGAUUUUGCCGAAAAGAGUGAUCUGGAGGUUGAUCCAGAUUUUGGUGGUUAUUUGGUCAAUACAGAACUGCAAGCUCGUUCACAUCUGUACAUUGCAGGAGACUGUUCCUGUUUCUAUGAUCCUCUGUUGGGAAGACGACGCAUCGAGCAUCACGACCACGCCGUUGUAUCGGGCAGACUCGCUGGCGAAAAUAUGACCGGCGCCUCCAAACCCUACGUUCAUCAGAGCAUGUUCUGGUCCGAUUUGGGGCCGGAUGUGGGCUAUGAAGCAAUCGGUAUUGUUGACAGUUCCUUGCCUACGGUUGGCGUAUUCGCCAAGGCCACCUUAGAAGAUAAUCCGCAAGCGGCGGUCACCGCCACCGGCGAGGCUGACAGAUCGAAAAUGGAAGAGGAACCGAAAAAUUGCAAUAAGCACUUAACUGAACGACAAGCGGCUGAACUUAGAGAAAACACGCCACGCAAACAGGACGGCGAAGACUUCGGAAAGGGUGUUAUUUUCUAUCUGCGAGACGAUGUCGUUGUCGGUAUAGUAUUAUGGAAUGUUUUCAAUAGGAUGGCCACCGCACGUCAGGUUUUGAAGGCACAAAACAAAUACGACGAUCUAAAUGAAGUUGCUAAGUUGUUUAAAAUUCAUGAAGAGUAAGAUUUCUAAGCAUUCCGUGGUAUUGAAUGAUAGGGUUAAGGUCAGAAUGUGUCUAGGAAGCAUCAAAGUAUUCGCUGUCGUUUUUCUACCUCGGCACUGACGGUGCACCAUUUUUACAUACCAUUUGCGAUGUUUUCAUUUCACAUAACCCAUUAAAGGGUGUCAUCGUAAUUGAGUGUUAGAAAUCAUUCUCAUUCUCAGUUUUUUUUAUUUCUGCGUUAAUUAUGUAAAUAUAUAAAUACAAAUUAAUUAUUAAUAAACAUUUUGUAUAG
Messenger RNA from Aethina tumida (small hive beetle), 2515 nucleotides. It is a transcript of the gene AIF, whose product is annotated as apoptosis-inducing factor 1, mitochondrial. The transcript is spliced from 10 exons. Gene Ontology annotation, biological process: apoptotic process; mitochondrial respiratory chain complex assembly. Lineage: Eukaryota; Metazoa; Arthropoda; Insecta; Coleoptera; Nitidulidae. Gene Ontology annotation, cellular component: mitochondrion; cytoplasm. Gene Ontology annotation, molecular function: FAD binding; NAD(P)H oxidase H2O2-forming activity; protein dimerization activity. The record is from RefSeq and is a predicted model, not a curated record. Bases 258 to 2243 code for a protein of 661 amino acids.